AUAUAGAUGAUUAUCUACACACUCCGACUGUGUGAAAAAUUUGACAUGGCGGCACUACAUUUACGCCCCCUCGCCCCCUAUUUAUCUUCUCUUUCAAAACGACCCCUCAACUUCUCAUAUUCACACUCGAUCUCCAUUUCUCGCAGAAACAGUCGCUUCUCAGCUUCAAUCAUGGCUUCCGCUGCUAAAAAGGUUUUGGUGCCGGUGGCGAAUGGCACGGAGCCACUGGAGGCGGUGAUAACCAUAGAUGUGCUUCGGAGAGCCGGCGCCGACGUGACGGUGGCGUCGGUUGAGAAGGAGCUCACCGUCGACGCCUGUCACGGCGUCAAAAUCGUUGCCGAUGCUCUUAUCUCCGACUGCGCCGAUGUUGCUUUUGAUCUUAUCUCUCUUCCUGGAGGAAUGCCAGGAGCAACAACUCUUAAGGAUUGCAAAACAUUGGAAAACAUGGUGAAAAAGCAGGCUGCGGAUAACAAGCCAUAUGCUGCCGUAUGUGCAGCUCCUGCUGUUGCACUUGGGUCAUGGGGCCUGCUAAAGGGUUUGAAAGCAACUUGCUACCCAUCAUUUAUGGAGCAGUUAUCUUCAUCUGCAUCUGCUGUUGAAUCCAGGGUUCAGCAGGAUGGCAAAGUAGUGACUAGUCGAGGACCAGGAACAACAAUGGAGUAUGCUGUUGCUUUAGUCGAGCUUCUGUAUGGAAAAGAAAAGGCUGAUGAAGUUUCUGGACCCCUGGUGAUGCCAUUGAAUCACGGUGAGGAGUACACUUUCACAGAGCUGAAUCCAGUCAAGUGGACGUCUGGCAGUUCUCCUCAGAUUCUUGUACCCAUUGCUAAUGGAACCGAAGAGAUGGAAGCUGUUAUCAUCAUUGAUGUACUCCGACGUGCAAAAGCUCAAGUGGUAGUGGCAUCUGUUGAAGAUAAACUCGAAAUUUUGGCGUCUAGGCAAGCUAAGCUAGUUGCCGAUGUUCUCCUAGAUGAAGCCAUCACUAGUCCGUACGACCUUAUUGUUUUACCGGGUGGACUAGGUGGUGCUCAAGCCUUUGCAAACUCGGAGAAGCUGGUAAAUUUGCUGAAGCAGCAGAGAGAAUCAAAUAAACUUUACGGAGCGAUAUGUGCAUCCCCAGCUUUAGUCCUUGAGCCCAACGGCUUGCUUAAGGGCAAGAAAGCUACUGCUUUUCCUGCAAUGUGCAGUAAACUGUCGGACCAAAGCGAAGCAGAGAAUCGGGUGGUUGUGGAUGGGAAUCUCAUCACGAGCAGAGGGCCAGGGACUACAAUGGAGUUUUCUUUGGUAAUUAUCGAAAAGUUUUUAGGACGAGAAAAAGCCCUCGAGCUUGCCAAGACCAUGCUUUUCGUGCAUUAAUAGAGGUAAUAUAAUAUAUGUAAUAAUAAAAUGGUGGUUUUGUUAUGGUUGUACUUUAUUACAUCUUACCAGAGGCUGUGUUUUAUAUUGCUAAAAUAAUUUUGUUAAGAGCAAUUUUUAUGAUGCAUCAUAAAAUUGUGGAUGGAUUAUAAUUCAUAGGGUAAAUUAAAACCACCUCUCA
Molecule: messenger RNA, 1534 nt
Organism: Erythranthe guttata (spotted monkey flower)
Lineage: Eukaryota; Viridiplantae; Streptophyta; Magnoliopsida; Lamiales; Phrymaceae
Gene: DJ1B
Product: Class I glutamine amidotransferase-like superfamily protein
Biological process (GO): glyoxal metabolic process
Cellular component (GO): cytoplasm
Source: RefSeq, a predicted model, not a curated record